Colletotrichum destructivum is the source of this 1494-nucleotide messenger RNA. RefSeq lists its product as uncharacterized. The transcript is spliced from 5 exons. Lineage: Eukaryota; Fungi; Ascomycota; Sordariomycetes; Glomerellales; Glomerellaceae. The coding region runs from base 156 to 1136 and encodes 326 amino acids. The record is from RefSeq and is a predicted model, not a curated record.
CCCUUCUCUUAAUCUUCGUGGGUAUCGUUCUUGUUCAUCUCAACCAAGGGCGUCUUCAUCCCUCCCACGUAAACUCAACACCAGACUUGCCUGCACUAGCAAGCUUCUCUUUUGAAGCCUAAUCCGGCGAGGCACUAAUCGUUUCCUGGUCCAAGAUGGCCAUCAUCCACGAUCUCCCCGGUGUCAAGAUCACCGUCCAAGUCGACGGUCAGGACGCCGUUGAGUACGACGACCCGGACGGCCUCGAAAAUGACGCCAACCGCAUGAACGCCCGCUGGCGCACCUUGAGUUACGUUGAGUCAAAGGACGACGCUUUCUUCUCCGUUCGCUAUCAGAUUGAUAAUAGCCAUCGCUGGGAGAGCCCCGUUCACGCAUUCUCUCUAACCCUGUACGUCGAUGGCAAGCGUGUGGACGGUGUCGUGUGUGAGGCUACCCGGUUCCACAACUACAACCCGUUCUUCGUCUGGGACCACACAGUCGAUGGCUCCCGGGAGAGAUCUACCGCCUCGGGUUACGAGCGCCUGAACAAGUUCAAGUUCUCCAAGGUCACCACAACUGAUGAUGCCGCAAAGGACCGUGUCGAGUCGGACUCUACCAGGGCAAAGUUGCUGGGCACCAUUGAGGUGUUCAUUUACCCCAUAAUCAUCACCGGGCCGUCGAGGUACAUCGGCCCUGGGCACCGCCACGAGACGCAGCGCGAUGGAUUCAACAUUGCGGAGAAGGCGCUGAAAGGCCGCGCUGUCUCCCACGGCACUUCGUUUGCCGACGGCGGUGUAGUUUCGCAGAGACUCUCAGUCACUGCAGAGUAUCUCAAUGACCAUCUCCCAAUCGCGGCCUUCAGCUUCAAGUAUCGUUCCCGAGACGCACUGCACAAGGAGUUGAUCAUUCCCAGAUCGCCGAGCCCUGAGCCCAUCGACGGGCUGUCCGAGGCUGAAAUCCGCCGAUUGGCUGCUGAGCGCCUCGACGAAAUCAAUAACCGCCAUCGCUCGCCGACUGUCAAGCAAGAAGGCAGGCGUCCAAUCAUCAAGCGAGAGUUUGUCGAGAUGCUUGACCUUACCGAGGAGUCCGUCAAGCGAGAAUGGAAAAAGGUCAAGAUCGAAGGCAACCGGGUGGCUAUUGACCUUACCGAAGACUAGACGGCCUCCUAACUCCACCUCACCCUGGGUUCGCUAGGCGGACGCACUCUUUGCUUUCACUGCGGCAAGAGAUUGCCUGUUUUCGACCACCUCCACCCACGGCGUGGUUCCUCUUGCCUUGAACGACUUACGUAGCUUCUUUUUCUCUUUCUUUUUACUUUGGACAUGCUCAAGUAGCACCGACCCGCAUACGACGGAAUGCGGAGCACCGCCCAACGCGGGGCCUCAGAGGUUCAUCAGCUCUGGGAUGAUUCUAAAAACAACAGCGACGACAUAUUUUUCCUAGGGUUCGUCAGGAGUUCAGGGGAGAAAUGCGGCUAUACCCUCUUGUUAAACCUACCUAUGGUGCCUUCCCAUU